Lachancea fermentati is the source of this 1545-nucleotide messenger RNA. NCBI's taxonomy places the organism in Eukaryota, Fungi, Ascomycota, Saccharomycetes, Saccharomycetales, Saccharomycetaceae. The record is from the annotation of a GenBank genome assembly.
AUGGCACUUAUCUGGCUCUAUACAAGCGUUUCCGCAGUUAUCACAACAUGCUUUCUGACCGUUUUAUUCAUCCUGGCACUCUUCAGUAAUUUACUUGUGUCGCACUUCAAAGGAGCCAAGGAUAAAAGAGAUACUCGGAGUUCAAAGACACCGAUACGACCUAGAAAGCAGUCUCGAGUCUCAUCAGCUAACUCUGAGACCCCUUUAAGUAUAGAGGUUGAUACAUUAAACAACAUCGAAUAUGACCACAUAAUUUCAAGUGUUGAUACGAGACCAGCCACAUAUCAAAAGGAAGAGCCGAAUAUUUCAGGCAGUGUGAACGAUAUUGAAAUGCAAGAAAACCCAUUUGCAGAUGUUCUUAAUGCAGAAGAUUUGCGCUUAGUACCUGAUCUCAAUUAUUAUUACUCUCAGUAUGGUUUACAGAUUGAAGAAUACAGCGUCGAAACCGAAGAUGGUUUUUUCCUGGAUCUCUGGCAUUUGAGAUUGAAGAAUGCUGAGACCAUCGCUCAAGAUAGGCACCCCAUGUUACUAUUGCAUGGUCUACUGCAAAGCAGUGGGUCCUUUGCAUCUGGUGGAAGAAAAUCUCUGGCUUAUUUCCUACAUCAGUCAGGAUUUGAUGUAUGGAUGGGUAAUAACCGCUGCGGAUUUCACCCUCGUUGGAAUGGAGCCCAUGUAAGGGGACAGGAAAAGUGGAAUUGGGACAUGAAUGCAAUGAUCGAAUUCGAUUUGAAGGCUUUAGUGAGCAGUGUUUUAGAGAAAACCCACAAACCUAAAAUUACUUUAAUUGCUCACUCUCAAGGGACCACACAAACAUUCAUGGGUCUGGUAAAUGGCGAACGCAUAUUUAAAGAUGGGUUUAAUUUGAACGAUAAGCUUGAGAACUUCGUUGCCUUAGCCCCCGCUAUUUAUCCUGGGCCAUUGUUGGAAGAGAAAUCGUUUGUUAAGUUCAUGGUGAAUUACAUAAAUUCGCCAUUUGUCUUCGGUAAGAAAUCUUUCCUGCCUCUCAUGAUGACUAUGCGGAACUUAAUGGUGGGGUCAAAGCUUUUUUCGUUCUUAUCGUAUAUUAUGUUCAACUACUUGUUUGACUGGAAUGACACCUUAUGGGACAGAGAUUUGAGAGAUAGACAUUUUCUUUUUUCUCCUGUAAGUAUUUCGGUUAAACUCAUGGUUUGGUGGUUGAGCUCUGACUCCAGCGUCAUAGGCUUCAAUAAUGGUUCGGGCAAAAUAUUCCCCGAUGCCUUGACUUUUUUUCCAGUUGAGGACGAAUCGCCCAAGAACGGUAACGAGCAUUGUCAUGUAAAUAAAACAAGGCAGAACACUCGUCACUUUCCUCGAAUUUUGAUGUUCAUCCCAAAACAAGAUAGAUUAGUUGAUGGUGAGAGGUUAAUCAACCAUUUCGUAAACCAUGAGCCUCACUCACUUUACAAGCUUUGGUAUAUUGACGAAUAUUCCCACUUAGAUGUGCUAUGGGCACAUGAUGUUAUCGAAAGAAUUGGCAAACCUAUUUUAGCCAAUAUAAGGCUUCCCGAAAGGCCUAUUCCGUAA